Molecule: messenger RNA, 1374 nt
Organism: Agrilus planipennis (emerald ash borer)
Lineage: Eukaryota; Metazoa; Arthropoda; Insecta; Coleoptera; Buprestidae
Product: GTP-binding protein 10 homolog
Exons: 7
Coding region: 95-1264 (389 amino acids)
Cellular component (GO): mitochondrion
Molecular function (GO): GTPase activity; GTP binding
Source: RefSeq, a predicted model, not a curated record
CAUAAACAAACGGUACAUGUCAUGUUAAAUGGUCAAUAAUAAAUAUUAAGUUAAGUGAUAUAACCUCCAAACUUUUAAAUUUGUAUUUUUGAACAUGGUUUUUACUUCAACUUGCUUAUUUUUAACCAAAAUUCGUAAAGCACCCAGAAAAUAUCUUAGACAAGGUUUUAUUGACACUCUACGUUUAUACGUUCGAGGUGGUAGUGGAGGAAAUGGCUAUCCAAAGUAUGGAGGUGUAGGAGGGCAGGGAGGAAGUGUAAUUCUUGUUGCAAAAGAGAAAAUGUUCUUAGAACAUGUUUUAAACGAACACCAGAGUAAACGGAUUUUCGCUUCUCAUGGAACAGAUAGUUCACAAAAGUAUAUUUUGGGUCCUCCUGGUGAAGACGUUAAGGUUGAGGUACCUGUUGGGGUAACAGUUUACACAGAUGAAGGAAAAAGAUUAGGAGAAUUAAACAAGGAAGGUGACGAAGUGAUAGUUGCAAAAGGAGGAAUAGGAGGGCAUCCAAAAAAUGGAUUUUUAGGAAGUGAGGGCCAAGCAUGGCCAAUAAAAUUAGACCUGAAAUUAAUAGCAGAUGUGGGACUUGUAGGAUUUCCUAAUGCUGGAAAGAGUACUCUUCUAAGAUCUAUUUCACAUGCAAAACCCAAAAUUGCUAGUUAUCCUUUUACCACAAUUAGACCAAAUAUUGGAAUGCUGAAAUACAAAGAUUUAAGGCAAAUUUCAAUGGCCGAUUUACCAGGAUUAAUUGAAGGGGCUCAUGCAAAUAGAGGAAUGGGACACAAAUUUUUGAAACAUGUAGAAAGAACCACGUUAUUGUUAUUAGUAGUAGAUAUCAAUGGUUUUCAACUUAGCCCUCAACAUACUUUUAGGAGUUGUCUUGAUACUGUAAUUUUAUUAAACAAAGAAUUAGAAUUGUACAACGAAAGCCUUUUGGAAAAACCAGCUGUGCUAGUAAUUAAUAAAAUGGAUACUGAUGGAGCUUUAAAGAAGUUUGAAAAAGUAAGAGAACAAAUCACAGCAUUACCAGAAAUUAUUCAAGAGUAUUCAGAAGAAAUUAGACCCACAAGGAUUCUUGAAAUUGGUGAAAUUAUUCCUAUUUCAGCUAAAGAAAGUGUGGAAGACAUAGAAAAAGUGAAAAACACUUUAAGGAACUUAUUAGAUAUAAAUGCUGAAAAACAAAAACUAAAAGAGGUUGUCAUGAAUGAUUUAAAUGUAAUUCGUAAUUUGAAAGAAAAUUUAAGAGAAAGAGCAACUCCAGUAGUUUAAAACUAGUCAUUAAUGCUAAUUCUUAGCUUUGGAAGUAAUAUAAUUUAAAAUAAAUAUUUUUAUUUACAGUAAAUGCUUAAAUAUUCAUUAAAGGUAUUUUUACAUUAUUC